Brassica oleracea var. oleracea is the source of this 312-nucleotide messenger RNA. Its product is annotated as putative defensin-like protein 262. The coding region runs from base 1 to 294 and encodes 97 amino acids. Lineage: Eukaryota; Viridiplantae; Streptophyta; Magnoliopsida; Brassicales; Brassicaceae. The record is from RefSeq and is a predicted model, not a curated record. The transcript is spliced from 2 exons.
AUGAAGAAAACAUCUCUCAAGCUUGUCUUCUUGUUCUGUCUCACAGUCAUAGCACUUUGUUCGUAUUUGGUUGACGCAAGAGUGAUGACGGAAGAAGAAGUGAAUUGCCUCAGCGAAAAAUGUCCCCAAGAAAAGAAGAACUGUAACUCGUCGUCGCCGUUAGCACCUACAAUGGAGACCACUGCGCUUUGCUACGAAGAUAAUGACUGCAACAAGUACUGUCCUAAGGAAUGCAACUCUAGCCGUCCCUGUGUAUGUGCGUGUAAUGGAGGACAAUGUUUCUGUCAGUGUUAAAAGAUCCGAAUAGGAACC